CAAUGCCUUGUGUGAUUUCUAACUCAUUAAACUGAAUGCUGGUCGUCUAAUACUGGUCCAUAUGGACCUCCAAACGCCUCGCCAUGCCACCAACCCUCACCAUCAUGCAAGUCCGCCAAGUAUCCCCCGUCUCCCACCUCAUGUUCUAACAUGUGAGUCGCCGCCCCCCUAUACCAACAAUCCGUCAUUUUCGUGUCUCGCUCAAGGCCAAUUCAAACUCAACUAGGUCGUGCCAAAAGUGUGAAGCAUCCCAGUGUAUUCAAUCCAU
Molecule: messenger RNA, 268 nt
Organism: Colletotrichum phormii
Lineage: Eukaryota; Fungi; Ascomycota; Sordariomycetes; Glomerellales; Glomerellaceae
Exons: 1
Coding region: 62-226 (54 amino acids)
Source: RefSeq, a predicted model, not a curated record